Molecule: messenger RNA, 534 nt
Organism: Anopheles bellator
Lineage: Eukaryota; Metazoa; Arthropoda; Insecta; Diptera; Culicidae
Product: putative defense protein 3
Exons: 2
Coding region: 1-534 (177 amino acids)
Molecular function (GO): oxidoreductase activity, acting on metal ions
Source: RefSeq, a predicted model, not a curated record
AUGCGGCAUCGAGUUUCACGCGUCUGUGGCCUGGUGGUUGUGGUGGCAGCUUGCGGUCUAGUGGCGGUUCCACCGACGAACGCUUUCCCCGACGGUGCUCCGGCUGAUACGUGCGUGAAAAGCCGUACCAACCAGCCAAACCACGGAGCGGCCCGCAGCCAGAGUUUGGCCGCGUUGCCGUAUCAGGUGACGGCCAGCGGCAACCUGUACGGUCCCGGCACCCAGAUACAGGUUACGCUUCACGGCCACCAGGAUGUGUUCCGGGGCUUCUUCCUUCAGGCACGUGACGCACAGACGAACGAAUGGAUUGGCUCGUGGUACGAGACGCCCAACACGAAAUCCAUCCCCGAGUGCUCGUCGGUGACGCACGCCGACAACCGGGACAAGGAGCAGGCCACUUUUGUCUGGCAGGCUCCGACGGACCGUCAGGGGCAAGUGUACUUCACUGGCACUAUUGUCAAAAACUACGGUACCUUCUGGGCAGGAGUGAUUGCCGACGUUCCCGCAGCUCAGGGUCGCAGUCUUCUAGGUUAA